Molecule: messenger RNA, 5388 nt
Organism: Mya arenaria
Lineage: Eukaryota; Metazoa; Mollusca; Bivalvia; Myida; Myidae
Exons: 6
Coding region: 119-4831 (1570 amino acids)
Biological process (GO): protein localization to ciliary inversin compartment
Cellular component (GO): ciliary inversin compartment
Molecular function (GO): protein binding
Source: RefSeq, a predicted model, not a curated record
AGUCACCACUGUUUUGUUAAGCAGUAUACUUGUGCUUUUGUUUUAGUGUAGCGAGAUUUAUCCAGAGUUUCUGGUUUCUACCCGUCCGGUUAAAAUGUUAAAAUUCGGAUGAUAUAAAAUGUCUGAAGGAAAGGGAAGUGGCUGGGCAGGCCCGAGGAGCCCCGCCAUGAGCGAUGACGUCAUAAUCGAGACAGACGAGUCAGAGAACCCGCAAAACCAUCAUUCUCGAUAUCUCGCAAGAAACGGAAAUGGCUGGGCAGGUCCGCGAAACCUUGUCACGAAUGAUGACGUCUUUAUUGAGACGGACGAGUCGGAAAGACGUCAAAACCCUCAUGCUCGAAAUCUUACAGGAAUCGGAAGUGACUUGGCAGACCCGAGAAGUCUCGCUACCAACCAUGACGUCAUCAACGAGACCGAUUCAGAGAACUCGCAAAUGCAUCACAUUCGAAAUUUAUCAGGAAACGGAAGUGGCUUGGCAGGCCCGAGGAGUCUCGCCACGAACCAUGACGUCAUAAGUGAGACAUACGAGUCAGAGAACCCGCAAAACAAUCACGCUCGACAUCUAUCAGGGAUCGGAAAAGACUAUGCAGGCCCGCGGAGCCAUGCCAAGAACGAUGACGUCGUUAUCGAGACAGACGUGUCAGAGAACCCGCAAAACAAUCACGGUCGAUAUCUAUCAGGAAUCGGAAGUGACUAUGUAGGCCCGAGUAGACUUGCCAAGAGCAAUGACGUCAUAAUCGAGACAGACGAGUCAGAGAACCCGCAAAACAACCAUGCUCGAUAUCUAUCUGGGAACGGAAGUGACUAUGCAGGCUCGAGGAGCUAUGCCAAGAGCGAUGACGUCAUAAUCGAGACAGACGAGUCGGAAAACCCGCAAACCCCUCAAAACGCAUUGACCUCACAAUUUCAACUUUCAAACAGCAGAGCAGUUUCGAGGCAUAAAUCGGACGUGUUUACCAAGCAGGCGGUGAGUCGAACUGCGAGUGCUCCUUCAAGAGCUCCCUCUGACGUUAGCACCACUAGACGUUCCGUCUCCAGAAACGGCUCGAAGGUACAGGAGACGAGGCGGGAAGCGCUGCAACAACAAUCAGAUGCAACUCCAGACGAAUUCUUACACUCUGUUGCUCAACCAGCAGAGGUGCGGAAGCGCUAUAAAGAAAUUAAAGCCUACUCCCAGAAGACACUACAACGACACGGAUCCACGACCAGCCUGUACAGGAUGCCCAAGUACACCAACGCUUUUAAAUCCUCCCUCGAAGAUAUUGACGAGUCACGCGCCAUUCUUAUUUGCGGAGCACCAGGAAGCGGAAAAACUCACCUCGCUUACGAUUUGAUGCAAGCGCUACUUGCGGAUAACCCGGACUAUGAUCCAAUAAUCUUACCAUCAACUCUCGAGCUUUCUGUGCUUCGCAAUGCCCCCUCUCCAGUCAUACUGCUUGUAGAUGAUUGCUUUGGAACCUGUGGUUCUAACAGGAAGUAUUGUAACGAGAUCAAGAAGCAGCUGAUGAUUCUAACAACAGCAUUAGAGAAAAGAAACAUAUUUAUUAUAUUGACGACAAACAGUCAUCGCCUCGUUGAUUUACAGGAAUCAGAGAUGUUGUUUGUCACAGAGUUGAAAUGCAAAAUGAUGGAUCUUAGUUCAAAUGAUAAUUUACUUUCGAGUCAGGAAAAACAAAAGAUGUUGACAUCUUGGAGUAACAUGUAUUGUUUAGACCUUGCGUUUAACAGCCAAGACAUCAGAAAGUUGGUAGAAUGUUAUUCAGCAAAUAUAGACGAAGAGGAAAUAGGAUUUCCGGCUUUAUGUCAGUUAGUUGGAAUUGGUGUACCAAAUUUUAUGUUUGAAAAUCCUUUUGGCGCUUUGGAUUAUUAUUUGACAAAUCUUAAGGAACGGCAGCCUCAUACAUUUGCUUGUAUAGUUCAUGUUAUUCUAUCUAGUCCUUUUUACCUCAACGCAGUAAAGAAAGACGCGUUCAAAACAGUGCGGGAAUUUCUGCAUUUUCCUGGCAUAUCUAUGAAGGACUCACUGAACUGUGUCGGUCACUUAAAGGACAAAGGAAUACUUGUUGAAAAGCCAGAUUCAAGUCUAGAAAUAUCAUCUCGUCUUGUAUAUCUCUCUACAAUUAAGCUGAUGAUGCAUGAAGAUACAAACAAGUGUAUGCACGUAUUGCCAGUGAGCGCAAUUAAUGCUGUGAAGUUCCAAACUCAUGAGAUGGACCCCGAAGAACAUACCUCAGCGUACCAACGUGUGUCAUGCCAGCUUGAUUUACAAAUUACAAGUGCUAUAAUAGUUAAUUUUAGCAAUCGGUUGGAAUCAAAGUGUCCGUCGGUGUUCUUUGAAGUAGCGUCAUCAAAACUUUGGGAGCACACAGAAUUUUUCGAGAACGUGUUCAGAAUAUACGGUUACCACCUUUUUUUCUUUGAAGAUAGUAAUAAAAAGCCGUUUUCGUCGUAUUUGGUCCGUACAGGAAACGUUGAACCGAUCCCAUCUCUACUACAAAACAUAUCAAAGGUGCAUAAAUCUAGUCUUGCCACGGUAGCGCCUCAUCUUGAAGCCACAAAGCUAGAGGCAUGCUCCAUCGAUUACGAAGAGGUCAUCGCGCUGUUGUUUCGAAUGGUUCCAGACAUCACAAAGCCUAUGGUGAGGAAUGCAAUCGAACAUGACCAUACAGAUCUGAGUAUCCAGCUGUUGCAAUCUGCCAUGGAUUCUGGGAGUUCACACAUAGAUUCAGAAUUACUUCGCACAGUCUGUUUUCAUGGUAACUAUGAUCUUCUGAGGUUCAUACUUGGGAAAAUGAGCGAAAGACAAAUACAAACAGAGAUUAGAAAAAGGGAUUCGAGUGGGAUGUCACUUCUACACCAUGCAGCUGUUGGGGGAAAUGUUCAUCUUUUUUCGCAUCUGGUGAAACUUGGCAUGGACCCUCAUGGCAAAGCUAGAAACAGAAAGACAGUUUUACACUUUUGUGCAACAUAUGGCAACCUUGACCUCUUUAAGUAUAUUUCUUCACAAUACGAACAUAUGCUGAAUGAAAUUGAAGAACAUGAACUUCACUGUGCUCAUUUAGCUGCAAGAGAGGGUCAUAAAGACAUUUUGAAAAGCAUUUUGGACACGGGUAUCAGUAUUGACUUAAAAGCCGAAGGCAGUAACUCGAUCACACAUUUUGCCGCAAUUAACGGCUGGACGAGAAUUAUCAACAUGAUAAUUUUGCUUGACGAACAACAAAUAUACAAAACAAACCAAAAAUGUUUUGCUGCAUCACAUCUUGCUGCAAAAUUUGGACAUACCGACACACUCGAAUUCCUCAUAGAAAAUGGGGUGGAUCCAUUCUCAAAAACUAUUGACAAACGAACCUUUGCCCACAUAUCCGCGUUUGGGAGUCAUCGUGAUACAGUUCAAUUUUUGAUUCAUAAUUAUCCUGAAUGUUGCCUUCAAAUAGACGCUGAUGGUAAUUCAGUGCUUCACGACGCUGCUGCCGGUGGAAAUGUCGAUGUUUUUAACGAUAUAGUUGCUGCAGGCGUUGAUCCACUGAAACCCAAUGAAGAUGGUGCCUCAGUUCUUCACGAUGCAUGCUAUUAUGGGAAGUUAGAGAUGGUAAAAUUUCUGUGCUCACGAUUUCCAGAUAUGGUUCACGCACGAACAAAACUAGGACUGACUCCCGUAUUUGGAGCUGCACUCGGCGGAUUCGUUGAAGUUCUUAAGUACAUGGACAACAAAAAAGCCUCCAUGGAUUUAAAGACAGAAGAGGAUAGUACUUUACUUCAUGAAGCAGCCUUUAUGGGAAGAUUGGAAUGCGUGCAAUAUUUGGCACAGAAAUAUCCAGCUUUGGUAAAUCGCCAAAAUUUGAGGUCAUUCAUGCCAUGCCAUUUUGCUGCUCAGGAAGGUCAUCUUGAUGUUCUCUUAUUUCUGUUACCAAGGUCACCGUCAGAAUUUCCGAAAACGAAAGAAAAACAAACGGUGUUGCACAUUUCUGCAUAUAACAGAAUGCUUCACAUUGUCAAAUACCUUUGCCAGAAGUUCCCUAGUUUAAUUAACAAUGUAGACACAGACGGAGCGUUCGCUGUUCACUAUGCAGCAAGGGGAGGAUCAAUUGAGUGUUUUGAUCAUAUUGUCGAAAAAGGAUGUAGUCCUUAUAUGAAAACCACAGCAAAGAGCACAGUUCUUCAUUUAGCAGCACAUGAUGGAAACUACGACAUGGUUCUUCAUAUAUGCCAAAAGUACCCCAAACUGAUCCAUGAUCUUGAUUCCACUGGCCACAGUCCAGCCCAUUACGCAGCUGGCAGUGGCGAACUGCCGUUGCUUCUAAAUGUUUUAAGGUACGGCGUUAAUCCACUGAUCAAGUCCGAAUGUGGGGCAACGUUACUCAUGAAAGCAGCUUGGAACGGGAAGAUUGAAGUAGUGAAAUACCUAUGCAAUAAUUAUCCCGAACUGAAGGAAGCAAGGGACUUUCUUGGAUGCUACUGCCUACACUACGCAGCUUGCGGAGGCCAUAAUAAGAUGAUCGAGUUUCUGUUAUCUGAAGGUCUGGACACGAAUAUGGUGUCAAAUGAGGGACACAAUAUACUCCAAGUUGCAAUUUACCAUGAAAAAAGUGAAACUGUUCAGUAUCUUUGUGAAGCAUAUCCUGAACUAGCUGCAGCGAGAGACAAUGUCGGAAAAACUGCAAUGGACUACGCAAGGCAAAUAGGAAACAGCGAACUGAUUCGUGUGCUGAGCACACUUGAUUCUAAAAGAUUCAAGCAAAGUGUUGCUUCUGAAGUAUUUUGCUGUGAAGACGGUUGUUGCAGUGGGUUUUGUGAAGGUCUGGCGUCUAUAUUUUGUUUCUGUAGAAAAUGACAAUCCUCGUCAGGAUAUUGGAAUACAAUGAAUAUUUAAAGAGAACGAAACUCCUCGGCUAUAGUCAGAUCUGCACAAAAUACUUACACAUUUACCUGUUAAUAUACGUGAAAAUUGAAUAUGGCUGUCUGAUAUACUUGAAUAAUACAACUGAAGACAGUGCCAGGGUUUUUCACUCACCAAUGGUUUUAAAGAAAGUCGCAAUUAAACUGCGCUUGCAAUUUGCAUGCGUUGGUGCGUUUUGAUCUCUCCUCUUGAAUGUAUUUUGGGAUUUAUGCCAAAUUGUAGUUAUAAUUACAAAUGUUAUUGUGCAUAACUAAAGAGCCGUGUUCGAAUGUUUCAUUUAAACGUGUUGAUUUAAGAAGUCUUUAUGCAUAUGAGCAGUGUCAACGACAUUCCAGAAUACUAUGUGUGUGUUUUUAACUCUAUAGACUGGACGGAUGGUAUCAGUUAUGCGACGGCGUUUAAGACAUACUUAUUAAAAUUUUUAUUUGAUGCCAUAGUAUGUUCAUUUGUUUGUCAAAACUUCAUUAGUUUCAUUAAAUGAUCCAUUCAUA